AGUCGUUAAGGCUCCGAACCUGGAGAGGGCUCAGAUGUAGCGGGUCGGCCGACUCUGCGGCCAGUGUCCAUGGGACUGGGGCCGGAUUAGGGAAGAAGCCUGGGUUUGGGAGUGGAGAUGGCAUCAAGAAAUCUGAGAAACGAGAACAGAAAGACGCUGCGGGAGAGUUAUGGCCUGCAGAGGCUCCCGUAGCGUUUCAGGGUGGCGCUGCUUUCGGUAGAGACCUCUCCCCCAGCCCUUCCGGAAGCGGCAUCUCUCCGCCCCACGCUGUCCCCGCCCUGCGGCGAGGCGGCUGCACCUGAGGGUUCUUCCAGCCGUACACUGCCUGGUUCCGAUGGCCCACUACGAGGAAGUGAGCGUGCUGGGCUUUGAGGAGUUCAACCAGGCCGUGGAGAAGCACAGCGGAAAGACCAUAUUUGCCUACUUUACCGGUUCUAAGGACGCCGAAGGGAAAAGCUGGUGCCCCGACUGCGUGCAAGCUGAACCAGUCGUACGAGAGGGAUUGAAGCAUGUUGGUGAAGGAUGCGUGUUUAUCCAUUGCCAAGUAGGAGAGAAACCUUAUUGGAAAGAUCCAAAUAAUGACUUCAGAACAAAGUUGAAAAUAACUGCAGUGCCUACACUACUUAAAUAUGGAACACCUCAAAAACUGGUAGAAUCUGAGUGUCUUCAGGCUGACCUUGUGGAGAUGUUAUUCUCUGAAGAUUAAGAUUUGAUUAUGGCAAAUGUCUUGAUUUCCUGAUUUAGUAUAAAGAAACUUCAUAAUUGCUUUAAAUUGAUGUUAGCAAUAACUAAAUGAUGCUUGGAAAAUUGGUUUAUAUCUAAAUAAUAGAUGGUAUUAAAGUGAUCACAAACCUUCA
This is a messenger RNA of Tupaia belangeri chinensis (Chinese tree shrew), 857 nucleotides long. RefSeq names its product thioredoxin domain containing 17 (gene TXNDC17). Gene Ontology annotation, cellular component: cytosol. Gene Ontology annotation, molecular function: protein-disulfide reductase [NAD(P)H] activity. The record is from RefSeq and is a predicted model, not a curated record. Lineage: Eukaryota; Metazoa; Chordata; Mammalia; Scandentia; Tupaiidae. The transcript is spliced from 4 exons. The coding region runs from base 335 to 706 and encodes 123 amino acids.